AUGGCCAGCAACCUGCCCUUUCCGCCGGAACUCGUCGAUUGUCUCCCAGAAGCCGUGUUUAAUGCCGCAAGCAAAGACCAUUCACCUUCUUGCCUCAAGAACACACGUCGAGAUGUCCUCAAACAGAUUGAGAAAUGGGCCAACAGUAGUGAUGAAAGACGAAUAUACUGGCUCAAGGGCAUGGCUGGUAUCGGGAAAUCUACCAUUGCUCUGACGGUCGCCCGCAAGUACGCCGGACUGGAACGUCUUGGCGCGAGCUUUUUCUUCUCUAGAGGCGGUGGUGACCUCGCAUCCUCUAGGAAAUUCGCGGCCACAAUCGCCGCUCAGCUAGCCGACGCCAUACCAGGUCUCCAAAGACUCAUCGAAGACGCUAUUACAUCCAACAGUCGGAUUCGCAGCCUAGGAUUAUACGGCCAGUGGGAGAAGCUGGUCCUUGAACCGUUGUCCCAGCUAGGCAAGAACGUGUGUUUGCUCCCAGUUGUCGUCGUGAUUGAUGCACUGGAUGAAUGCGACAAUGAAGAUGAUGUCUCCUUGUUGAUUCAAUGCCUCGCUGCCGCUACGGCUGUCGAAAGCUUGCAGUUGCGUGUCUUCGUCACAAGCCGACCAGAGCAGCCAAUCAAUCUCGGUUUCGAUAGUAUCUCGUCAGGUUUGCACCGAGAUUAUAUCCUCCACGACAUUGAACAGUCUAUCGUGGAUCAAGAUCUAGUUCUUUUUUAUAAGGACAGACUCUCACACACUGCCAAAAAAUUCGGCCUUGGCAAUCGCAUUCUCUCCGACGAGACCAUCCAAAUUCUAGUCAGAAAGUCCAAUGGUUUAUUUAUCCACGCUGCCACUGUGUGCCGCUUUAUUGAAGAGGGAGGGCAACUCGCUGGUGAACGUCUCUCCCUUGUCAUUGCCGCAGGCAGCACGCCAAGCAAGCCAGAGAAGGAGCUAGACCAGAUAUACACCACCGUCUUAAUACAUUCACUCCCAAUGCAACUUGAGCCGGAGGAGGUAGCUGAAAUGCAAGCAUUGUUCAGGCGUAUUGUCGGGUCUAUUAUAGUGCUCUCUGAGGCGAUGACACCUACUGAUUUGGCGGCGAUGCUUGGAGAACGCAAGGAUGUUAUUCUCUCGACAAUACAUGGUCUCCAUUCAUUGUUGGAUGUUCCUGGAGAAACCAAGCCUAUCCGUCUCCUGCACCCAUCCUUGCGGGAUUUUCUUCUGGACCCUGUGAGAUGCCAAAGCGAAAAAUUCUUUGUUAACGAUGAAACUAUCCACUCUCAUCUGUUCAGCUGCUGUCUACGACUCAUGAAGAAUCUUCUCAAAAAGAACAUAUGUAAGAUGGAACAGCCUGGGAUACGGACUCGUGAAAUUCCUAAAGCCACAGUGAAGCAAUGUAUUUCUCUUCCUCUUCAGUAUGCCUGCCGUUAUUGGAUAUAUCAUCUGCGGCAGAGUGGCGUUGAUCCAAAUGACAGUACAGAAAUAAUGGAUUUUUUUCAGACUCGUUUUCUCUACUGGCUUGAGACACUCAGCUUGAUCGGCAGGCUAUCAGAAGGCAUUACUAUGAUCCGCUUGCUAGAAACAAAAUUAGCAGUCUCAUUUACCACACUCAAUUUGAAAGGGCUCAAUUCGACCAAGCUUCGGACAAUGCUCUCUUCGAUGAAAAAACAGUUGAGACUGAAACCUAUCUAUGCUGCGUCAUCGUCUCAUCCUUCAGGCAAUAUUUUGCAUGCAACGGUAUAUGACGCAAUGAGAUUCGCCCUCAGCCACGGUGCGAUUAUCGCAGAGACUCCGCUCCAAGUAUAUUGCUCGGCUUUGGUCUUCAGUCCAGAAAAGAGUAUAAUACGAAAGCAUUACUCAAAUGAGAUUCCAAAGUGGAUACUACAGCGCCCGAUAAUUCAUGAGGACUGGAGACCGUAUUUACAAACACUGAAAGGCCAUUCAGACUGGGUUACCGCCGUCGCCUUCUCCCCGGAUUGCCGGCUCAUAGCGUCAGCGUCACGUGAUAGGACUAUCUGGCUCUGGGAUGCGAUCACAGGCACAGAACAGCGCGUGUUAAAAGGUCAUUCAAACUGGGUCAACGCCGUCGCCUUCUCUCCAGAUAGCCGGCUCAUAGCGUCAGCAUCACGUGAUAGGACCAUCCGGCUCUGGGAUGUGAUCACAGGCACGGAACAGCGCGUGUUAAAAGGCCAUUCAGGCUGGGUUAACUCCAUCGCCUUCUCCCCUGAUGGCCGGCUCAUAGCGUCAGCGUCACGUGAUUGGACUAUCUGGCUCUGGGAUGCGAUCACAGGCACGAAGCAGCACGUGUUAAAAGGCCAUUCAAUGCUGGUUAACGCCAUCGCCUUCUCCCCAGAUGGCCGGCUUAUAGCGUCAGCGUCAUGUGAUGGGACCAUCUGGCUUUGGGAUGCGAUCACAGGCACAGAGCAGCGCGUGUUAAAAGGUCAUUCAAACUGGGUCAACGCCGUCGCCUUCUCCCCAGAUGGCCGGCUCAUAGCGUCAGGUGAUGGGUCCAUCCGGCUCUGGAAUACGACCACGGGCACGGAACAGCGCGUGUUAAAAGGCCAUUCAGGUUGGGUUAACGCCAUCGCCUUCUCCCCAGAUGGCCGGCUUAUAGCGUCAGCGUCAGAUGAUUUGACCGUCCGGCUCUGGGAUGUGACCACAGGCAUUGAGCAGCGCGUGUUAAAAGGCCAUUCAGACUCGGUUAACGCCAUCGCCUUCUCUCCAGAUAGCCAGCUUAUAGCGUCAGCAUCAAAUGAUGGGACCAUCCGGCUCUGGGAUGCGACUAAAGGCAUGAAGCAGCGCGUGUCAAAAGGCCAUUUAGACUCGGUUAACGCCAUCGCCUUCUCCCCAGAUAGUCGGCUCAUAGCGUUAGGGUCACGUGAUAGGACCAUCCGGCUCUGGGAUGCGAUCACAGGCACGGAGCAGCGCGUGUUAAAACAUUCAGGCUGGGUUAACGCCAUCGCCUUCUCCCCUGAUGGCCGGCUCAUAGCGUCAGCGUCACGUGAUGGGACCAUCCGGCUCUGGGAUGCGAUCACAGGCACAAAGCAGCGUGUGUUAAAAGUGUUAAAAGGUCAUUCAAAGCUGGUUAACGCCAUCGCCUUCUCCCCAGAUGGCCGGCUUAUAGCGUCAGCGUCAUGUGAUGGGACCAUCUGGCUUUGGGAUGCGAUCACAGGCACAGAGCAGCGCGUGUUAAAAGGCCAUUCAGAAUGGGUCGACGCCCUCGCCUUCUCCCCAGAAGGCCAUCCAAACUGGGUUAACGCCGUCGUCUUCUCCCCAGAUGGCCGGCUUAUAGCGUCAGCAUCAGGUGAUGGGACCAUCCGGCUCUGGGAUGCGAUCACAGACACGAAGCAGCGCGUGUUAAAAGGCCAUUCAGACUCGGUUAACGCCGUCGCCUUCUCUCCAGAUGGCCGGCUUAUAGCGUCAGCGUCACGUGAUGGGACCAUCCGGCUCUGGGAUGCAAUCACAGGCACGGAGCAACAAGUAUAUGUGACCGAAACUACUCUUCUGUAUUUGUCCUUUUGUGGAACUCUUCUCAUCACAGAUCGCGGUGUUCUUCGGCUCCCUCAGGUUGUGCCGCAACCACCACAGCAUCAUAUCUUCGUUUCAGGAUCCUGGGUACGGAAUGAUGCUGAAAACUUUCUUUUUCUUCAUCCUGAUUAUAUAGACCAUGUCUGGUUCGUUUCUGGCGAUAUUCUGGUUUUUGAAAACGAUUCAGGCUCCUCCAUUCUACAAUUUGACCAUUUAUCCAAGAUUAUGAUCGGAGGAGGGUAA
This is a messenger RNA of Talaromyces rugulosus, 3750 nucleotides long. RefSeq lists its product as uncharacterized. Gene Ontology annotation, molecular function: protein binding. The record is from RefSeq and is a predicted model, not a curated record. The coding region runs from base 1 to 3750 and encodes 1249 amino acids. The transcript is spliced from 2 exons. Lineage: Eukaryota; Fungi; Ascomycota; Eurotiomycetes; Eurotiales; Trichocomaceae.